AUGUCUUACAUGGCAGUGUUUGAAAAGAUUGAUAGCGAAAUUGACAAGCGUGACCAAGAAAAAGGAACAAAUGGACUUCUUCGUGGAGCUCAAAAGAUCACAUUAACUUUCCAAGGCCCAGAUCUGGAUCUGGAGAAGAGUAACCUGGAGAGGCUGAAGUACACCAUGUUGUUGAUGCUAAAUGUCCUGGUGUACGCGGGGCAACUUCGCAAGUAUACUAAGUCUGGUUGGGGAUUGCACCCGGAGCCUUCCUCUCCAAAACUGCAUCGUUAUUCUCUAACGGAAGUCGAAGAGUAUUCUCCUCUCGUCCGAAGGCUGUUCAGCGAGGUCGAUGCGUGCCACCAGGGCCUAGAAGAGAGCCGAGUCCUCAGAAUCAGGAAUGGUGUCCCAAAUGUGCACUCGGUGGAAGUUCCUCUUUUCCAACACACCCAUGGGCAGUCUGCAACUCGGGUUCUUCAUGAUCCUUUCUUCGAAUUCAGGGAAUCCUGUCUUCCUAGGCUCGAUCGGCCUAUUCAACACCGCCCAAAUUCGCCUUCUCCCUUUGAUGUCGCAGAACCAAAUGCUGCAGAACUAGACGAAGGCCGUUCGUCAAGCAGGGCUGAAAGACUUAUGCGGAAGAUCAGUAUUAAAGAUGAUGAAAGUUUAAUUGACACCGCACCGCUACGCCACCGUCGUACUACUCAUUCACCCAACCACCCAAGGCGUCGAGUUGUGCGGUAUUUCAAUGCAGUGAAUACUUUUUCCAAUAUCAAACGACACGAGCAACUCGAAAAGAGCGGAUCCAACCAUCAUGAGAGAGCAUCUUACCCCGAAACCCCUGGCGAGAUAUAUCGGCAUAGAAACCUCAAAGCAGCUAGAGACCGUUACAGAAGACUGGGAAAGGAUAGCCAGAAUAUGGAGACUACCAAAAAAUACGAGGAAACUAGGUCAGAGUACACAAACUCGAUCAUUGACUCAUCCCCGUCUUUAUCUAAUUUCAAAACAGUGGAUCAGGAACUGGAAUACUUGAUCCUACAAUGGACAACACUGACGCGAGAAGAGAUGGAAAGUGACAUGGAAGAGGAAGUGGACGAGAACAGGUCAUAA
Molecule: messenger RNA, 1086 nt
Organism: Penicillium samsonianum
Lineage: Eukaryota; Fungi; Ascomycota; Eurotiomycetes; Eurotiales; Aspergillaceae
Exons: 2
Coding region: 1-1086 (361 amino acids)
Source: RefSeq, a predicted model, not a curated record